AUGGGGGCCGCGCGGCGCCGAGGAGGCGGGGCCGGCCGCUGGCGGAAUCCCGCUCUGCGCCGAGGCGCUCGGCAGAGGGCGCCGCUCGGUCCUCAGGCCCUCGCCGGCCGCGCCGAGGCCCUCGGGAGCAGCUCCCGGACGAGGCCAGCCGUCCCCAGUGGCCCCAGGACCUGGGCGUCGUCCGCCUACUCUCUCCAGCCUCGUGGGGAACCUUGGCCGCCGCCGGUGGAUCACUCCUGCUCCCAAGUGAGCCGCUCUGGGCGGCUGCGGGGUCACAGAAGGCGAACCCGAGGCGCUUGUCAAGAAGAGGGCAAAACUGAUUACUAUGCUCGGAAAUGCUUGGUGAUCCAGGACAAAAAUAAGUACAACACACCCAAAUACAGGAUGAUAGUUUGUGUAACUAACAGAGAUAUCAUUUGCCAGAUUGCUUAUGCCCGUAUAGAAGGGGAUAUGAUAGUCUGCGCAGCAUAUGCACAUGAACCACCAAAAUAUGGUGUGAAAGUUGGCCUAACAAAUUAUGCUGCAGCAUAUUGUACUGGCCUGCUGCUGGCCUAUAGGCUUCUCAAUAGAUUUGGUAUGGACAAGAUUUAUGAAGGCCAAGUGGAGGUGACUGGAGAUGAAUACAGUGUGGAAAGCGUUGAUGGUCAACCUGGUGCCUUCACCUGCUAUUUGGAUGCAGGCCUUGAUAGAACUACAACUGGCAAUAAAGUUUUUGGGGCCCUGAAGGGAGCUGUGGAUGGAGGCUUGUCUAUCCCCCAUAGUACCAAAGGAUUCCCUGAUUAUGAUUCUGAAAGCAAGCAGUUCAAUGCAGAAGUACAUCGGAAGCUAAUUAGCAUAACCAUCACCUUAUGCCAUUUAUAAUUCUUUGAUUCUUUCUUUGAUGAGACAGUUGAGAUCUACUCUCCUAGUAAAUAGUAGGUAAACACUACAGUUACAUUAUAGGAGCUUUUUUAUUCUCCAUAUUUGAAACUUUGUACCCUUUGACCAACAUCUCUCCAUUUCCUCCUUGCCCAAGCCCAGACACAGCCAUUCUACUCUGUACUUCUAAGGGUGUCUUGUUUAUAUCUAUAUAAGCACAUGAAUUUUUCUGGAAGAUAAUAAAUGUUCCUAAAUCAUACAUACUGUAUGUAAGCAUAUAUUUAUGUGCAACAAUGUGUUACCUAGAAAAUAAUUGUGUGGUAGAUAGCAAUAAUACAUGUUGUACACAAAUCCUCGACUCUUCCUAUUUGAUGUCUGCUUCUCAGAAGGACUAAAUUAUCAAGUCGAGUGAAUGACAAUUACCCUAACUUAAUUGGUGUGAGCCACAGCCUCUUUGAAUAUACAGCUCCUAUCCAUUUCUCUGUAACUGUGUCUGUGUGUACCUCUCCUCCUCAACAUUGUUUCACCAACCAAAAAGGAAUGUCCCUUCUUUGGGAAACUGUUUCUGUAUUACCUUGGUGGUAUAGAAACAGGUACUUUAACCUCUGCAGAAUUUGAACCUGUACAUUCUGAGAUAAUGUUAAGAAAAAUAUCAACUGUAGAUGAUACUAAGGUAAUUAUGAGUUAUCUAUAAUUUGGUAUCCCUAUUAUUACUGCUGUAUACUGCCCUGAUAGUGUUGCAGUUUCUGCAAGGAGGGAAUUAUGCAUGGGUUAACUUAUGAGGGUUUGCAAGAAGCUUUAAAAAAAGCCUGAUAUAGUUUAUAUACCUACUACCUCUUCAUAGGUAAAACAAAGUCUGAGCAUUUUGGCAGUGGUUAAUGGUGUGAUGUGAUCAGCAUUAGAUUAGAUACAUCUUCCUGUUUGAGAAUGUACUAGCAAAAUGUGAGAGCUCUUGGGGCAUUGCUGUAGAUGUGGGUUCAGCUGUUUUAGGAUUUGGGGCAAGCAUUUUAUUAUCAAUACUGACUGAAACAUUGCAGUGUGAUUGCAGAGAGAAAUGCACUGGCUUAAUUUUACCAAAAGAUCAAUAAAAUACGUGGGGAACAAACAAGGAGAUCUUCCUAGAUGUUGUCAAUGUCAGAGGUGAUACCAGGCUUCCAAGUUACUCAGUGUCUUCCUUGUUUUGCCUUCAUUAUUGUAGAUCAGGUGGGAACAACUAAAAUUUUAAAAAGAUAGUGGCAUCCCAAUUAUACAUUUCUCUUUUAUUAGUUAGGUGCUUAACUAUCACUGAAGUCUAGGGCAUGCUAAAGAUUUUCUUUUGUCUUGUGUUAACCCUGUGAGCAGAGCCCAUGUCCACUGAAAAAUCCCAAGAUCCAUAGAAAAGUAGAGAAGAUCCCAAGAACACAUUCCAUGAUCAGUAAUGUUUUGGUGUCCAAAUUUAUUUGUUAAUGAAUUGUUAGCAGGUGCUAUGGUUUGGGUCGUAAAUGUCUUCCCAAAGGCCCAUGUAUGAAAGGCUUGGUCCCCAGGCUGGCAGUGUUAGGAGCGAAAUAACAUUAUGAAAAUGGUCCCUAGUGAAGACCUUCUUGUCACUGCAGACAUACUCUUGAAGAAGAUUGUGGGACCCUUGUCUCUUCUUCUUCCUCUUUUGAUUCUUGGCUUGAUUACAGCAGUUUGCUCUGCCAGGCAUUCCCCAGCAUUGCCAUCUGGCACACCCACUAGGACCCAAAGCCUGAGGUUCUCCUGUUUGUUAAGUUGGAAACCCAUAAACUGUGAGCUCAAGCAGAUCUUUUCUCUUUAUAUGUUAAUUAUCUUCAGUGUUUUACUGUGGUGACAGAAAGAUGACUAACAUAGCAGGCUUAGUGAGGAAUUUAAAAAAAAGAAGUAAAGAAAGAAUAGCUAUUCUUUGAUUGUCCUACCAUGACCCCACAUCUUUUUAUUUUUUUUAAAUUUUUAUUGUUGGUUUUUCAAAACAUUACAUAGUUCUUGACAUAUCAUAUUUCACACAUUUGAUUCAAGUGGGUUAUGAACUCCCAUUUUUACCCCGUAUACAGAUUGCAGAAUCACAUCGAUUACACAUCCACUGAUUUACAUGUUACCAUACUAGUGUCUGUUGUAUUCUGCUGCCUUUCCUAUCCUCUACUAUCCCCCCUCCCCUCCCCUCCCCUCCCAUCUUCUCUCUCUACCCUAUCUACUGUAAUUCAUUUCUCCCCCUUGUAUUUUUUUCCCUUUCCCCCUCACUUCCUCUUGUAUGUAAUUUUGUAUAACCCUGAGGGUCUCUUUCCAUUUCCAUGCAGUUACCCUUCUCUCUCCCUUUCCCCUCCCACCUCUCAUCCCUGUUUAAUGUUAAUCUUCUUCUCCUGCUCUUCCUCCCUACUCUGUUCUUAGUUACUCUCCUUAUAUCAAAGAAGCCAUUUGGCAUUUGUUUUUUAGGGAUUGGCUAGCUUCACUUAGCAUAAUCUGAUCUAAUGCCAUCCAUUUCCCUGCAAAUUCCAUGAUUUUGUCAUUUUUUAAUGCAGCGUAAUACUCCAUUGUGUAUAAAUGCCACAUUUUUUUUUAUCCAUUCAUCUAUUGAAGGGCAUCUAGGUUGGUUCCUCAGUCUAGCUAUUGUGAAUUGUGCUGCUGUGAACAUCGAUGUAGCAGUGUCCCUGUAGUAUGCUCUUUUUUAGGUCUUUAGGGAAUAGAUCGAGAAGGGGAAUAGCUGGGUCAAAUGGUGGUUCCAUUCCCAGCUUUCCAAGAAAUCUCCAUACUGCUUUCCAAAUUGGCCGCACCAAUUUGCAGUCCCACCAGCAAUGUACAAGUGUACCCUUUUCCCCACAUCCUCGCCAGCACUUGUUGUUGUUUGACUUCAUAAUGGCUGCCAAUCUUACUGGGGUGAGAUGGUAUCUUAGGGUGGUUUUGAUUUGCAUUUCUCUGACUGCUAGAGAUGGUGAGCAUUUUUUCAUGUACUUGUUGAUUGAUUGUAUGUCCUCCUCUGUGAAGUGUCUGUUCAGGUCCUUGGCCCAUUUGUUGAUUGGGUUAUUUGUUUUCUUAUUGUUUAAUUUUUUGAGUUCUUUGUAUACUCUGGAUAUUAGGGCUCUAUCUGAAGUGUGAGGAGUAAAAAUUUGUUCCCAGGAUGUAGGCUCCCUAUUUACCUCUCUUAUUGUUUCUCUUGCUGAGAAAAAACUUUUUAGUUUGAGUAAGUCCCAUUUGUUGAUUCUAGUUAUUAACUCUUGUGCUAUGGGUGUCCUAUUGAGGAAUUUGGAGCCCCACCCCACAAUAUGUAGUUCGGAGCCAACUUUUUCUUCUAUCAGACAGCGUGUCUCUGAUUUGAUAUCAAGCUCCUUGAUCCAUUUUGAGUUAACUUUUGUGCAUGGCGAGAGAAAGGGAUUCAGUUUCAUUUUGUUGCAUAUGGAUUUCCAGUUUUCCCAGCACCAUUUGUUGAAGAUGCUAUCCUUCCUCCAUUGCAUGCUUUUAGCCCCUUUAUCAAAUAUAAGAUAGUUGUAGUUUUGUGGAUUGGUUUCUGUGUCCUCCAUUCUGUACCAUUGGUCCACCCGCCUGUUUUGGUACCAGUACCAUGCUGUUUUUGUUACUAUUGCUCUGUAGUAUAGUUUGAAGUCUGGUAUCCCUAUACCGCCUGAUUCACACUUCCUGCUCAGCAUUGUUUUUGCUAUUCUGGGUCUUUUGUUUUUCCAUAUGAAUUUCAUGAUUGCUUUCUCUAUUUCUACAAGAAAUGCCGUUGGGAUUUUGAUUGGCAUUGCAUUAAACCUAUAGAGAACUUUUGGUAAUAUCGCCAUUUUGAUGAUGUUAGUUCUGCCUAUCCAUGAACAGGGUAUAUUUUUCCAUCUUCUAGCAUCUUCUUCUAUUUCUCUCUUUAGGGUUCUGUAGUUUACAUUGUAUAAGUCUUUCACCUCUUUUGUUAGGUUGAUUCCCAAGUAUUUUAUUUUUUUUGAGGAUAUUGUGAAUGGAGUGGUUGUCCUCAUUUCCAUUUCAGAAGAUUUGUCACUGAUAUACAGGAAUGCCUUUGAUUUAUGCGUGUUGAUUUUAUAUCCUGCCACUUUGCUGAAUUCAUUUAUUAGCUCUAAUAGUUUCUUUGUAGACCCUUUUGGGUCUGCUAGGUAUAGAAUCAUGUCAACUGCAAAUAGUGAUAAUUUAAGUUCUGCUUUUCCUAUUUUUAUGAUUUUAAUAUCUUUCGUCUAUCUAAUUGCUCUGGCCAGUGGUGAGAGAGGGCAUCCCUGUCUUGUUCCAGAUUUUAGAGGGAAUGCCUUCAAUUUUUCUCCAUUCAGAAUGAUGCUAGCCUGAGGCUUAGCAUAGAUAGCUUUUACAAUAUUGAGGUAUGUUCCUGUUAUCCCUAGUUUUUCUAGAGUUUUGAACAUAAAGGGAUGCUGUACUUUGUCGAAUGCUUUUUCUGCAUCUAUCAAGAUGAUCAUAUGGUUCUUGUUUUUAAGUCUAUUGAUGUGGUGAAUAACAUUUAUGGAUUUACGUAUAUUGAACCAGCCUUGCAUCCCAGGGAUGAAUCCUACUUGAUCAUGAUGCACGAUCUUUUUGAUAUGUUUCUGUAUCCUAUUUGCCAGAAUUUUAUUGAGGAUUUUUGCAUCUAUGUUCAUUAGAGAUAUUGGUCUGUAGUUUUCUUUCUUUGAAGUGUCUUUGUCUGGUUUAGGAAUCGGUGAUGUUGGCCUCGUAGAAUGAAUUUGGAAGUUCUCCCUCUUUUUCUAUUUCCUGAAAUAGCUUGAAAAGUAUUGGUAUUAGUUCUUCUUUAAAGGUUUUGUAAAACUCUGCUGUGUACCCAUCCGGUCCUGGGCUUUUCUUAGUUGGUAGUCUUUUGAUGGCUUCUUCUAUUUCCUCAAUUGAUAUUGGUCUAUUUAGGUUGUGUAUAUCCUCCUGACUCAAUUUGGGCAGAUCAUAUGACUUAAGAAAUUUAUCGAUGCCUUCACUAUCUUCUAUUUUAUUGGAGUAUAAGGAUUCAAAAUAAUUUCUAAUUAUCUUCUGUAUUUCUGAAGUGUCUGUUGUGAUAUUGCCUUUUUCAUCCCGUAUGCUAGUAAUUUGAGUUCUCUCUCUUCUUCUCUUCGUUAGCAUGGCUAAGGUUCUGUUGAUCUUAUUUAUUUUUUUCAAAGAACCAACUUUUAGUUUUCUCAAUUUUUUCAAUUGUUUCUUUUAUUUCGAUUUCAUUGAUUUCAGCUCUGAUUUUAAUUAUUUCUUGCCUUCUACUUCUUUUGCUGUUAUUUUGCUCUUCUUUUUCUAGGAUUUUGAGAUGAAGUGUGAGAUCAUUUAUUUGUUGUUUUUUUUUCUUUUUUUAAGGAAUGAACUCCAAGCAAUGAAUUUUCCUCUUAGAACUGCUUUCAUUGUGUCGCAUAGAUUCCUAUAUGUUGUGUCUGUGUUUUCACUUAUCUCUAAGAAUUUUUUAAUUUCCUCCUUGAUGUCUUCUAUAAGCCAUUGAUCAUUCAGUAACCUAUUGUUCAUUCUCCAAGUGAUGCAUGAUUUUUCCUUCCUUCUUUUAUCGUUGAUAUCCAGUUUCAUUCCAUUAUGAUCAGAUAGGAUGCAUGGUAUUAUCUCUACUCCUUUAUAAUUUCUAAGAGUUGCCCUGUGACAUAAUAUAUGAUCUAUUUUUGAGAAGGAUCCAUGUGCUGCUGAGAAAAAAGUGUAACUGCUUGAUGUUGGGUGGUAUAUUCUAUAUAUGUCAAUUAAGUCUAGGUUAUUAAUUGCGUUAUUGAGUUCUAUGGUUUCUUUAUUCAACUUUUGUUUGGAAGGUCUGUCCAGUGGUGAGAGAGGUGUGUUGAAGUCUCCCAUAAUUAUUGUAUGGUGGUCUAUUAGACUCUUGAACUUGAGAAGAGUUUGUUUGAUGAACAUAGCUGCACCAUUGUUUGGGGCAUAUAUAUUUAUGAUUGUUAUGUCUUGUUGGUGUAUGGUUCCCUUGAGCAGUAUGUAGUGUCCCUCUUUAUCCCUUUUGAUUAACUUUGGCUUGAAAUCUAUUUUAUUUGAUAUGAGUAUGGACACUCCUGCUUGUUUCCGAAGUCUAUAUGAGUGAUAUGAUUUUUCCCAACCUUUCACCUUCAGCCUAUGUAUGUCUUUUCCUAUCAAAUGCGUCUCCUGUUGGCAGCAUAUUGUUGGAUCUUUUUUUUUUUUUUUUUUUUUGAUCCAUUCUACUAGCCUGUGUCUCUUAAUUGGUGAGUUUAAGCCAUUAACAUUUAGGGUUAUUAUUGAGAUAUGGGUUGUUCUUCCAGCCAUAUUUGUUUAUUUCUGUUACUAAACAUGGUUUGUUUUCCUCUUUGAUUAUUUCCCCCCUUUACUGUACUACCUCCCAUUGUUGGUUUUCAUUGUUAUUUUCCAUUUCCUCUUCCUGUAAUGUUUUGCUGAGGAUUUUUUGGAGAGAUGGUUUUCUAGCUGCAAAUUUUUUUAACUUUUGUUUAUCGUGGAAGGUUUUAAUUUCAUGUUCCAUCCUGAAGCUUAAUUUUGCUGGAUACAUAAUUCUUGGUUGGCACCCAUUUUCUUUCAGCGUUUGAAAAAUGUUGUUCCAGGAUCUUCUAGGUUUCAGAGUCUGUGUUGAAAGAUCAGCUGUUAUCCUGAUUGGUUUACCCCUAAAUGUAAUCUGCUUCCUUUCUCUUGUAGCUUUUAAGAUUCUCUCCUUAUUCUGUAUGUUAGGCAUCUUCAUUAUAAUGUGUCUAGGUGUGGGUCUCUUAUGAUUUUGCACAUUCGGCGUCCUGUAGGCUUCUAGGAUUUGGGAUUCUGUCUCAUUCUUCAAGUCUGGGAACUUUUCUUGUAUUAUUUCAUUGAAUAGAUUGCUCAUUCCUUUGGUUUGGAGCUCUGUACCUUCCUGUAUCCCAAUGACUCUUAAGUUUGGUCUCUUUAUGUUAUCCCAUAUUUCUUGGAUGUUCUGCUCAUGGUUUCUUAACAGUCUCGCUGAGCUGUCUAUGUUCUUUUUAAGUUGAAAUACUUUGUCUUCAUUGUCUGAUGUUCUAUCUUGUAAGUGUUCUACUCUGCUGGUAGUACUCUCAUUUGAGUUUUUAAUUUGUUUUAUUGCUUCCUGCAUUUCUAGGAUUUCUGUUUGUUUGUUUUUUUAUAACCUCUAUCUCCCUGUAUAGUUGAUCUUUUGCUUCUUGGAUUUGUUUAUGUAAUUCAUUGUUGAAGUGAUCUUUCAUUGUCUGAUUUUGCUGUCUAAUGUCUUCCUUGAGACUCCAGAUCAUCUGAAGCAUGUAUAUCCUGAAUUCUUUAUCUGCCAUUCCAUCUGCUGCAGAUAUUACCUCUUCUAAAGUUGAGUUGACCUGCAUUGUUUGUGGUCCUUUCUUACCUUGUCUUUUCAUACUGCUCGCGUUUCUUACUGCUUAGUGAAACUGUUGUGUUAUUGAAUUUUCCCCCUAUAUAUUUAUAUUGCUCUUGUAUAGUUGCAAACUCUCCCUUUUGUAGAGAAAGACAAUGUUAACAGUUCUGAAUAUCAAUAGUACAUCAUCUAAGCACACGGUUUCCUUAUUACUGCAUUUAUAGCUAGAUUCUAUGUCUACAAAUGUUGGUUUCGAUUAUCGUUUACAAAUAUAGUAAUUAGUUUCAUGAAAGGCAUACCUUUUCUGGUAGCUUGAAGAAAACUGAAUUUCAGGUGUAGGAUGUUAUGUUUAUGGGGAAAGGAGUGAGGGUAUGGGGUUAAUCUAACUUAGUAACUUUGGAGAGCUCUAACCAAUAGAUGGGUAAUUUAUGGAAGAAUGUAUAGAUUCAAAUUCCUAUCUGUAUUUAUAAGAUUACCCUACUUAUGAAUAGUAAAAUUUAGGGGGUUGCAAGUGGGAUAGAAGGAGUAACAGGGAGGAAAACAAAUAACAAGGAAAGGAAGAGAAAAAAGAGAGCGGGAAAAAGAAAAUACGAGAAAAAGGAAAAGAAAUAAAAAGGGGGAAGGGAGGUGGGGCAUGUGCAAUUCCUCUAUAGUAUAUUGUUCUGGUGAUUCAGUUGUUAAAGACCUUUUUCGUGCACAAUUUUUGGUUUUACAUAUGUUGAGGUUGCGAAGACCCGAGGGGGAAGGGUAGAGGAGACUGGGUGAAUGGCUGAAAAGAGAGAAGAGAGAAAACAAAAGAAAAAAAAAGAAAAAAAAAUGUCUCUCAGAACUCUGUUUUCUUUUCUUCCAGUUGGUGGCAUUGUCUAUUCCUGGCUUGAGUCUCUGGGUUCAGGAUGGUGGUGGUAGUCAGUGUGAGAGGACUUGAGCUUCCACCUGUGGCCUCUCUACUCUUAUUUUCUGAGAUGUAAACCAGGUUCCUGAUCCGUUGCAGAACCGCACUGGUAGCCACGCCAGUCAACCGGUUGGUGGGUUUUAUGGGUUGGUGGGAUUUUCCAAGAUGAGUUCCAUCAGUUUUUCUCAUAAGGUGUUUGAUGAGGUGGGGGUGUUGGGGAAACCUUACGUUUGUCAAGAGCUCAGUCAGGUGACCACACAGGCGGGCGGCAGGGCCCCUCCUCCAGUUGGAGUGGUCUGUGUACCACACCAGCAGGAGGCUGGGCUCCUCCGCCUGGGGAGGACUGUCUACUGUGCAGGUGGGCCGCUGGGCCUGUUCUCCAGGUCGCAGGUCUGCCUACCGUGCAGGCGCAGGCAGCGGCUGAGCCCCUCCUCCAAUUGGGGUGAUCUGUCUACCCUGCCGGCGGGCCUGCUGGGCCCCUUCUCCGGGACGCGCGGUCUGCCUACCUUGCAGGCGGCGGCUGGGCCCGUUCUCCAAUAGGGGUGAUCUGUGUACCACACCGGUGGGCCGCUGGGCCCGUUCUCCAAUAGGGUGAUCUGUCUACUGUGCAGGUGGGCCGCUGGGCCUGUUCUCCAGGUCGCAGGUCUGCCUCUGCUCUUUAUCAAGUUUUGCAUAAAAAAAAAAAUUUCUUGUUCUCUUUAAAAUUCUUUGUUUUGAUUAGAAGUCAUACCAAUAAAGAGUAGGUUUCUACAGAUCUCUAACAUCACAUCUCCAUAUAAAGUCUGCUGAGAAGGGUCCAAACAUUUCCAUUCCUCUUCAGAAAAAUCAUUGACCACAUCCCUUAAUGUCAAUGGUUCCACAGUAAAAAUAUUUAAUUAUUUUCCUGUCUUACAUUAUUUCAUAGCACCUUUAUUAAUAACCUCAAGUACUCAGUGCAUGCUGGUGCAGAACAAGUUGCCGCUGCAGGUCAAGGGCACAGGCGCCACCGGCUCCUUCAAGCUCAACCGCAAAACUGCGGCCAGCUAGCAGGGUGCUCUGCGCCUGGGCCUGCAGCGCAGAAGCCCAAGAAGCCGGCAGCAGUGCUGUGCCACGAGGACCCCUGCCCCGUCAAAGGCCCCCACAUCUUUUUUGUACUGGCAUUUGCCUGGAAAGAGCCCUUCCUUCUCCCACUUGGGGCAGCUUACUCUGGCUGGUUUUUUGUAGCUUCUAAUAGUAGUUCCUAAACAGGCAUGCCAGUGCCUCUGCCAAUGGGAAAUGCAACAGCAUGUCCCUUAAACUGCGCCAGAGGGGGAAAUGCAGAUGCUGCAGAGAAGUUUAUUUUGCUGUUCUUUCUUCCAACAAACAAAAUUCCACAGCCUUACCAUGAAAUGAGACUUGGUGAACAAUAAAAAUACAAAUAUUCAGAACCUGGCUAGGUCUGCAGCCUGCCUGACAGUUGCCUUAAUAGUCUAGCAUGUCUAGAGUGAUAACUUUGGGUCUUUAGAUGCUUCUUGACCCAGUCUCUCAUUUACUAAACAUAGAAAUUGAGGCCCAGAGAAAUUCAUUUUUUUCACUUUUCCAAGAUUAUAGAUAAUAAGCCAUACUUUCUAUUGAAAAUGACAUGGUGUUCUGUUCAUAUCUCAUUUUAUAAGUGUAUGCAUAGUGUUCUCCAUCAACAAAUGAUUUUGCUGUAAUGGCAUGUGGUAGGUUGAAAUUCAGAGGUAGACACUAAUAAUGAUAACAUCUUAUGUGAACUGAGCAUUUGGGUUAUGUCGGGCCUGGAAAGAGAUCAAGCACAUAUGAGAUUGCCUCAAGAGAGCAGAAGUCCUUCCAGGUGAGAUAGUAGAAGCCCUCAUGUAUGAAUCAGCAGACCCCCAUAAUUUUGUUCAAUGUGAUUUAUUAAGUGAAAUGACCACCCUUGAAUGUCCAUGGGAAUGAGCCUGUGCAGAACAGAAAGCUUUUAAAUUGGCCUUGCAGAAGAGAGCUGUUGAUGCUGAUGAGUGAUAGGGAUAUCUAGAUGCAUCUCAUGGCACCUUCCUGUGCUGAAAAUAUUCAGGUAAAUCAUGGAAAAUCCCAAGAUUCAAAAACUAUUGCAAGAAGGACAGUCCUUGAAGGGUCCUAAUGUAAAUACUGAUUUAGAAGGACCCGUACUUGUGGGUCAUGACGGGUGCCACUGCUGGGCUUCCCAUGGAUCUGGGGUCAGAGCUGAGAUCUGAAGGCGGCCAUUUAGAACCUGAAAGCUAUCACUCGGAGCUGACACACCUUCACCUCAGUAAGGCACACAUACCAGAUCAUUCUUUAAAUUGACCCUGCAGAAGAGAGCUAUUGACGACAACAGACAAAUGGACAACAUGGUAGGUCCCAGUAACUCUGAGAUUUAGGAUAGAGACAGUAGUGGGUUGACCGAUGUCUCUAUGUGCCCUUGAAUGUCCAUGAUCUAGUUCUAUUCCUCCUGGAGUUUUGUCAUAUGAAAUAUAGGUUGGGGCUUAGCUGCAGAAGGUACCUAGGAAGCCCUCAGACCUCUGCCAUCUUUGAACAAUUUAACUAAUUCAGAAAGCUCAAUGACUAGCACUAGGUUACCCAGAAAUGUGUGGUGGAGUUGAAUUAUUUUGUUAAUUUGGGCAAGUACAUUUUUCUAGGCCUCCAUUGCAUCAACUGUAAGAGAGUUGGGCUGAAUAAAGGAUAUCACCCAACUCUAACCUGUGUUUCUCUCUGAAUAGGAACAUGGUGGAAGAACUUCUGAGAAAGCUCGCAUGGGGCUGUACUUCUCAGAGGCACAAUGCAGUGACCAACUUUUCCUUGUAGAUGCAAGAUGGCUGCUAGUGAUUUUUGUCAGUGAGUCCCUAUACAUGAUACUGAGCAUAGGUUUCUUGACCAGUUCUUCAUCCGAAGAUAGAAUAUGACAAUUUACAUCAUCUGGACACAUUGCUCUCCUAGUGUUCUCUGAACUUGUACCCACCUUCCCCAUCAGAGGAAAUGUAGGCAGGUGGCUUCAUCUCUAGAGAGGUACUGUACUGUGUAGAAAUGUAUUGGACUUCUUUUUUAUGCACCUUUUUUUGAAUCAAUUUCCAAAGUGACAGAAUAAAUUUUCAUGAUUGACAGAUCCAUCAAUUGUAAAGGCAUCAUGUUUUUUUUAAUGAAAUCUUUCUUUUUUCCUUUUGGGGAGGUGGACAUGGGCAUAGCAGGUGUGCUUUGGAUAUAUGUUUAUCUGAAUGCGUAAAAUAAACAUGUUUCUUUGUCAUCAAGCCACUUGUUUUCCUGUAAACGUUCCUUGUUCCUUAAAUAGCUCAAAGGUGUAUUACUUGGUGUGGAAAGUUUCAAAAAUUGGAAAGCAGACAUAAUUUAGCAAAAUAAAUAGAAACCAAUGGACAUUAUAUGAUACAGGGUCAGUGUAGUUGUUUGUAUGUGGCUUAAUCAAACCAAACCAUCAAGUUAAAUUACUGCAAGUUCAUUUGCCUGAACUUUAGAGGGUGGAUUAGGAGCUGCCAGUGGUCACUGUGCAUGAGUGCAGACAGAUGAAAGGGGCUCCAGCAAGUUGGAGGAACAUGUUUUCAUGUAGUCGGAUUUAAGGAUAGUUCAAAAAUCCUUUAAAAUUUUGUCCACAGUUAAAAUUAAUUUCCUCAGUUUUAAUUUGCUGUUCAAACCACAGAGCAGCUAUUUGUUGUUCCAAGGUGGUAGUCUCUUAAAUUCUUUGAUCUGUUUGUUCAUCCUUGAAAGCUAAGGACAAAUUAUGUGAUCUCAAAAUUCUCUUAUAGGUAGUAUUUUUUUUUUUGAAAUUUGUGAAAGUGAUGUGUUGUGGAAAUGGUGUGUCUUACUUGGGAUCUUUUAAAUAAUCUCAUUAUAAAGGGCAAUCAUUAAAUUAUGAUUUUUUUUCCAGAAGAAUAGUUUGAGAGAUUAUUUUCAAUCUUCUCCUCUUCUGUAAUUGAAGGAAGAGAUUUCUUUUCUUAUAUUUUAACCAUGCAAGACCCUGAAUCUGUCACACUGAUCACUAGCCUACAUGAUCUGUUCAUGCACAUCAUUUUUCUUUAUGUCAAAAACCAUGAAAAUAAAUGAGAGUAUGGCAUCAUAAUUUAUGAGUUCCUAAGCCUCACAAUCUUGUACCUAUUUUGUUUUACACUGGUAAAUCCUUCUGUGGGUGGAGUAGGUAAUCACAGAAAAUAAAUGCCAAGCUCACUUAUGUAAUUUUUCAUAAAAAUGUUGAAAUACAAAUUGCCCAGUGAAAAUGUGAUUAAAAGAGGAAAAAAACAAACUAUGGAUUUCAAGGGGGCUGUAGGAAUGCUCAUAGCCUCCUUUAGCCAACAGAGAGAGUGAGAUGACCUCUUAAGUCUUUUUUUUCCUAAUGCCAUUGAAUAUAAAAUGGACAUUAGUUCUGCAAGUUCAGUUUGUUCUGAUUCUUGCUAGUUUUGAGAUAUUUUAUAACCUUGCUCUUCACAGUCUUUGAGCCAGAGUUCUUUUCCCUGGUCCUUGGAGUUCUUGGAUUUCUGGUUUUUUCUGCUGCAUUUCAGGCCUGUGUACACAAAACAGCAAUGUGGCUGUCAGAUUUGUCCCUUGCUACAUGGUAUGGAAGAUGAGCCAGCCAUUAGGUCCCCGCAGCAGGGUCAGAGUUCUGUGGGGACUUCUUAGGGGAUUUCUGGCAAUAUUGUUUUGAUAUUUUAAUUUUGUUCAUGGAGAAGCCAUACCAUUGCAUUUGUUCAUUUAGCAGCACAAACUCUACACAGCUAUUUUGUGUCUUCAGUAAUUUGGAAUGUUUCUAUAUAGAGAGAAACUCAUCAUUUUACCAAGUUCACAUAGAGAGGUGGUCAUAUGACUUGAUGUUCUAGACAAAAGUUAAGGCAACUUCAAGUCUCCUUUAUACCACUGAAAUAUAGGCCCUUUACAUCAUGUAAACUUUUUUACCUUUAUGUUGUAGAUGAAUUGUGGGGGAAGUGAGAGAAGUCAUAAGUUUUUUCUUCUGUAAACAUUUUGGAAUGCAUUUUAAUUUUUUCUAGUUUCCUUCAUUAAAAAAACAGGUAUUAUAACAAAUCUGUCAGAAUUUGUCAG
Marmota monax (woodchuck) is the source of this 13997-nucleotide messenger RNA. Its product is annotated as large ribosomal subunit protein uL18-like. Gene Ontology annotation, biological process: ribosomal large subunit assembly; translation. The coding region runs from base 1 to 861 and encodes 286 amino acids. Gene Ontology annotation, molecular function: 5S rRNA binding; structural constituent of ribosome. The record is from RefSeq and is a predicted model, not a curated record. Gene Ontology annotation, cellular component: ribosome; cytosolic large ribosomal subunit. The transcript is spliced from 2 exons. Lineage: Eukaryota; Metazoa; Chordata; Mammalia; Rodentia; Sciuridae.